UGUUUUUUGACGACGUGCCACCGCUGCAUACGCUGCCGGGUAAUGCAGUUGCAAUUCGUGCGGUGCGAGUGGUUUCAACGGAACCCGGGCUGUUCGAAGAUGCAACGCCCAUGUGGAUGACCCAGCAGUGCGCUGCGCAAAGAGCGCUGAUUUUCGGGACCGAAUUCGAGUGCAUGAUUCCAAAGCAACUGAACUACACCUACGCCGUACUUGAGCAGGAGUUUGAUACGAAGAUGCAGACCGAAAAUCGACGUCAGUGUAGUCUCGCGACGUCAACGGAAGGCAACACCCACGUCACCGCGGAUGGGCAGGUCGCGGCCCCUUUGGAGCACAUUCGAAAGAUGGAUACCUGGCAGAAGUCGCGUUCGAGCCACAUGAACGGUUUCCGUGAUUACCUGCUGAGACACAAGGUGCCACUGUGCACGCUGUUCGAUGACCAGUUUUGGAUCGCCCCAAGCCACUUGGCUGACGCAACCUUUCUCGAUGGCAACUGGCAACGUGUUUUUCGGGGGAGGGACCUUCGUUUCAACGACAGACAGCAGUGGUUUGAUAAGAUGGACGCGGAAUUCCAGAAAGAGCUGCCGUUUCGGUACUGGCAACGUAUGAUGGGACCCAGCAGCUUCGUAAGAACGAACCACGAGCAGGACAGUGAAGUUGUAUCUGGUGGCGCACAACCACAGGAGGCUGUCGUGACCAGUCCUGUUGGAAGCACAAACACAAGGGUCCAAAUCCUCCACUCUCUCCACCCGUUGAGGCACAAGAUCGGCGCAGAAUGGCGGCCAUACUACGGGGGACGAAGCGCAACCGGCCACGAGUUCUUGUUCGAUGUAAAUCGAACAAGGGUGGAGCCAGCGGAAGAGGAACACGAACUGAAAGCCACCAUUGAAGAAUCCUACGGGCCUGGUGGUUCUGCGAUGGCGAUGGCGAAGUGUGAGCCGUUUUUGUUUCCGACGAACUUAUGGAUGCAAAAGUACAGCAAAGUGGUCAAGCAAGCUUCUGCGCGAAAAUCGGCAGACAGCCACGACAAUCCUGUUGGAGGGGUCAGCAUUUUCACAAACAGCGAUAACGAAGGUACUAAUCUUCAUGCGAGAUCCGACAUCACGAUCACGAACACGAUCACGACAGAGAACAAGAACGCAGAGCAGUGUGGUGCCAGAAACGUAAAAGCAGGCUUGGGUACUAUCUCCGCCCUGCUGACGAAAGAUCCAGCGGCGGCCAUGUACGACAAGAUGCAUCCGCUGGGCUUCAUCGACCGUGAGCAGUACUUCACGUGGAAGCUGUACAGUCGCUCUAUGACACAUAAAUCCUUAACCAACGAUAAGAACUGUGAUCCACUCCAAAGAUCCAAAGCACACCUAAACGGGCACGAUCGUCACUAGUUCAAUUCUACUAGAGUAAGAUGACUACUGAACCUGAAACAGGCUAAGCCGGGCACGAACGCCACGGCAAGAAUGGUGAAGGUUCCCGAAGGCCCCAGAUUUACCGGUCUGCCUUGUGCCAUCGACAUUCACUCACACAAUGAACCCCAGGGCCCUUGAUGCCAGUAUUGGCACACACACACAGACAUACCUUUCUGCAUAUCUGUACCACCUCCGGUAGGUGUUGUUUUUACUCGUAGUGGGUUCUACCUCGUCGUUGGUUAGUUCGCAUCUUCACACGCUCGGUGCCCUUCGUGCUGGUCGGUUUUCCGCUCAUCCUGCUGCGUUUCUUGACCCGGGAGGUGAACCUCGAUCCGAGCCUGGACGUGACUGUUUUGGGCUGGUCGUCGCGGACCCGGGGUGUUGCCGAUCUCGAUUUGGACCAGGGGCAGGCGGCAGGCCUCUACGGCCCAGGUCUUCGGUCUCGAAUCAAAAGGCUACUUCGAGCCCGUGAGCGCGCACGGGGGGAGGCCAACAACGACUCGCGCGUCUUUUCUGGCGUGCCGCCUGAGGAGAAGAGUCAAGAAGCAAAUAAAGGCAAAGCAGAAGGAGCGGCGGUUGAUUUUUUGGGGGAAGCUGCACGAUUGGCUGCGAACACGACCUCGGGCAACUCGACGAGCCCGACCGCUGCUGCGAGACAGGAAUCCUUUUACCUCUGUCCGCCUUCAGACCGAGACGAGAAAAUCCAUCCACGGUGUCAGGCCUUGCUUUCCGAGAAGAAGGUGCUGAUGGCCUCAGCUUUGAAUUACCGCCCGGCACAAUUGCGGGCUGCGCAGAAUCCCGCCGGCGGCUUGCAGGCAGAAGGCUCCGUUCUGUAG
Molecule: messenger RNA, 2236 nt
Organism: Amoebophrya sp. A120
Lineage: Eukaryota; Dinophyceae; Syndiniales; Amoebophryaceae
Source: the annotation of a GenBank genome assembly